This is a messenger RNA of Humulus lupulus (European hop), 438 nucleotides long. RefSeq lists its product as uncharacterized. Lineage: Eukaryota; Viridiplantae; Streptophyta; Magnoliopsida; Rosales; Cannabaceae. The coding region runs from base 1 to 438 and encodes 145 amino acids. The record is from RefSeq and is a predicted model, not a curated record. The transcript has 2 exons.
AUGGAAAUUCGAGCAGCACUCUUGCCCAACAUGACUGAUGUAGAGAAGAGUGUCAAACAACUGGUCACAGAAGCUAACCUGAGGCUAGUCGGGCUUCUGGCACCUCACCAGGAUGUGAGGGAGUCAACAGCAGGGAGUGCCACUGACAUGGCAUCCGAAAACAUGUUCGAUAUGUACAACGCACCCGAAGCUCCUACGAGCAAGAAGAAAACGAGCAGGCGACAUCAUGGGGAAAGUAUCAAAGCACCUCCGGCCAAGAAUACCCGUACCCCAGACCCUUCAGCAGAGGGACCUUCAAAAAAUGCAACACCAACUCCUUCUCCCCUCGGGCAGCAAACUCCGCUCGCUCCAGUCGGGUCGGCCCCUUCCCCACCAACUCCAUUUGACCAGACUCAGCAAGCUUCCCCUGCUUCCACAGGGGGCGACAUAUCGAGCUAA